This is a messenger RNA of Macrobrachium nipponense, 7316 nucleotides long. RefSeq names its product E3 ubiquitin-protein ligase UBR5-like (gene hyd). The record is from RefSeq and is a predicted model, not a curated record. Gene Ontology annotation, molecular function: zinc ion binding; ubiquitin-ubiquitin ligase activity; ubiquitin binding. Bases 149 to 7288 code for a protein of 2379 amino acids. Gene Ontology annotation, cellular component: nucleus; cytoplasm. Lineage: Eukaryota; Metazoa; Arthropoda; Malacostraca; Decapoda; Palaemonidae. The transcript is spliced from 29 exons. Gene Ontology annotation, biological process: positive regulation of canonical Wnt signaling pathway; protein polyubiquitination.
GAGGGCAGAAGAAAUCAGAAGACAACAUGGCCGAUUGUGGUGGUGCUUCGUCAACCCACGGUUUCUGAUAAACAUGUUCUGAUAGUGUUGUUAAUAACCGUCGGUUGUUGUGUGGUUAUUGCUCGGACGUCGCGGAAGCACUUGAGGGAUGAAUUCGCUGCACUGCGUGAUCCACCCUUUGCCGGGGACCGAAGACCAGCUGAACGAAAGGCUGAAAGAACUUGGUCUUCGGUUGAACUGGUCAGGCGGUGUUGGCGUGAGUGCAGUAGCAGGAUUGCGUGAAAACAUCAGACAGGUGGCCAUUGGUCCAUCACACAUUGCUGUCUUGACAGAAGAUGGCCGUGUGGCACGCUUGGUAUUUUCAAUCAACACAGAUGCCUUGGACCUUAAUAAGGCAGAUAAUAAGCAAGGGAAAGAAGUUUGUAAUAAUCACCAUGUUUACAGGAGCUGUAAUAAGAGUAGCAAUCAGAAUAGCACGAAGCUCACUGCUCGUAUGUCCACGGGUGGCAGACGGAUCGUACGCACCACGUCCGGUUCUGGAGGAGUACGAGGGAGGGGGUCUGGUGUUAUCAUGGGAUCGUCUCGUCCCAUGUUGCCUGCUCAGUAUGUUCCAGAGGAGCUUAUAUCCCAAGCUCAAGUGGUGUUGCAGGGUAGAAGUCGUAACCUCAUCAUACGGGAACUUCAGCGUACCAACCUCGAUGUAAAUCUCGCUGUGAAUAAUCUUCUGUCGCGUGAUGAUGAAGACGUGGAAGAACCAGAGGAGAGUGGCGAUUCUUAUGUGCCAGAAGACUUAAUCUCUCUCUUGGAUGCUGGAAUAUCUGUGGCAGCAGAUCAUCCGUCAGUCAUCAUAGAUGCUGAUGCCAUGUUCUCUGAUGACAUGUUUGGUUACUCCUCUGUUAGAAGCCGGUCGGGUGGCUGCCGAGGACGAGCAGGUGAGAGGGACAGAGAAGGCUCUGCAGGAUCUGGAGGGUCGGAACAUCGUGCAGACCGAGAAUUGAGGUGGCGCGACCGUCAUUACUCGGGACCCCGUAAGUGGCUCUCGAACGCGCUGCUGUCGGUUAGAGUCACGCAACCCCACACAGAAACUGCAAAGAAAAAAGAUUCACUGUUGCCAGAUGCCAUUGAUGUAGCAGACAGCUUACAGUACUGGCCAGAAAGACAAGGUAGUCAUCCGCCACCUAGGUUCUUGCACAUUGCAGCUUUACAUUCAGAGCUGGUGGCUGUGUCUACCACUGGCCAAGUCUACCAGUGGAGGUGGGCAGACAAGGACCCAUAUGUUCACCCAGAGAUUCCAAAUGUACAUCAUCCAAAGGCAGUUCCACUUGGGCUAGUUGGGGAGAAGGUAGUCUCAAUCAGUGCUGCUGGCGUGAGAUGCAGUGUUGCCACUGAAUCGGGUAAGGUUGCAACGUGGCUGGACGAGACAUUAGCCGACGUUGCAGCAAAACUAGAACAACCGGCACAAAAUUUCCCUGAACUUCAGAAUGACAGAAUAUUGUCAUUACACACUUGCCAACUCUAUACGUGCGCUUGGUGUGUAUCAGGGUCCUUGUUUUGGUGGGGAGUAUUGCCUUUCAACCAGAGGAAAAAACUGUGGGAGAAGUUCAGAAGUAAAAGUCGUAAGCAGCGUUCAGAAAUCACCGAAGGAGUACAGGUUGGAAUGAGAUCUUCCCCAAUGUACCAUCCAGGUGCCUUGGCAUUUUCGACAUCGGGAGGUGUGCCCAAAAUUGGCCAAUUGAUUAAUGCAGCUUGGAAUCUUAGCGAUACUUGCAGGUUCAAAAUCCUUCCCCCAGGAGGGGUCAAUAGUGGUUGUAGCACUGGCUUGUCAGGUGGCAUGAUGGGCAGUGGGACCAGCAGUAGUGGAAACAGUAGUGGCAGUAGUAAUUCCUUCCAGACAGGCAGCAGUGCUUCCUCCACACAAAGUGGUUCAAAUAGUAAUUGCGGGAGUGGGAGUAGUGGCAGCAGUGGACUUGGAGAGAAGAAAACCACAGCCCCUGAAGUGUUAGGGUCUGUUGCCAAAAUUUUGAAAUGUGGAGACAGCAAGGAGUCAUCAGAUAAGUUGGAUAUGCCCCCACCUCCAUCGCCAGCGUCGAGCACUUGCUCAGAUACAGGGUCUAUAACAUCGCCAGCAUCUUACAAGGGACGCAAGAGACCCACUCCUAGAGAUGACAUAGAGCGUUUUGACGAAGAGGAAUGGCCCCUGAGGGAUGUGAUAUUCGUUGAAGAUACAAGACCAGUUCCUAUUGGAGAGGUUCUUGCUGUCGAUGGAAUCCAGGUUGUUGUUGUACCUCAAACAAAGGAAGGUAAAGGAAAUUUGCGGGUUAUUCACCGAGACCAGUUGCAAGUCAUAAGAGCAGGUGGAAAUCCCAGGGUGCCUGAUUGCUAUCAGAAGACACCCAAAAGGAUACCAGUCAUUGAGCAGGGACAGAUUCUUACAGUUGCUGUGGAUGCCAGAGGCGUUCAUGCAAUUGUGAAAAAUGGCAGCCGUCUUUCAUAUGUCAUAUACAAUCUUAGCUCUGGGAAAGCUGAGCAAGAGUGUGUGUUUCCCACCGACAGCACAGCUUUUAUGGGUACAGAGCCAUCGGCUAUAUCCUUGACUAUUACUGGAGAGAGUGAGAAUGUUGCUAUCCUCCGGGAUGGAAAUAGUACUAUUUAUCCCUUGAGUAAGGACUGCGUAGAAUCUAUAAAAGAUCCGCAUUGGCCAGAUCUACCUCCUGUUUCCUGCUUGGGGGUAGCAACACACUUCCUUCACGGUGCAGGGGCUCAUCAAAAGAACCAUGUUGCCUUGCUUGUCUUAGCUCUCAACACACAAACUUUAAUGCCUAAGAUUCUUAGGUGUGAUCCGGAGGGUGUGAGACAGGUCCUUGCUCUCAUUGAGAAUGAACCAGCAGGUGGAGUUGCUAAUCUAACCACAGAAUCUAUUGUGGAAGAAAAGUGUGAUGGCAAUAGGAACAUUCUUCAUGCCUGUAUAUCAGCGUGUUGCCCUGUUACAAGUAAAGAAACUGAAGGUGAAAGUGUUCUGGAGAAGGAUCCCAUCUUGGGGAGCUUUGCUUGGCCUCCAAAUUCGUCAGAAUCGCUUAAUGAUACAGCAAGCGCACCAGGACCUGAAGAUGAUCUUAUGACACCCUCAUCAUCCAAAACCACCCCAGGUCCUAGCAUGCCAACUUUGGGAGUGUCGGAUCCAAACGAACGAAAGUCGUAUUCCUUAACAAUACUGAGGAACAUUUGUGAUAGUUCUGCACUUUCUCCCCACCUUCGGAACCUUUUGAUAGCAAGAGAUUCUAAUGGGUUCACCCCUUUCAUGUUGGCCGUGUCGGGAAGAGCUUACCAGGCAGCCUUGAUCCUCUUCGAUGUAAUCCAUCGCGUAGCUCACGACAGUGCAAUGGACUCCGAGAGUGAGAGACGAGCUGUUUCACAGAUGAUUUUCCCUAGGGGUAGUAACCCCGAUGACUCUCCGCUUCACGUUCUUUGUUAUAAUGACACAUGUUCUUUCACAUGGACUGGUGCUGAACAUAUCAAUCAGGAUAUUUUUGAGUGCAGAACAUGUGGGCUUGUUGGGUCUUUGUGUUGCUGUACAGAAUGUGCAAGAGUAUGCCACAAGGGUCAUGACUGCAAGCUGAAGAAGACCUCUCCUACUGCAUACUGUGAUUGUUGGGAGAAGUGCAAGUGUAAAGCUCUGCGAUCAGGCCACCAGGCAGCUCGAUUUGACCUCCUGUCACGACUUAUCACAGAAACAGAUCUAGUGAAUUUACCUAAUGGGCGAGGAGAGAAUUUACUUCUAUUUCUUGUUCAAACUGUUGGGCGCCAGGUCACGGAACAAAAGCAGUGGCAGAGGUGUCGGUCAUCUUCCUCAACACGCAAAAAUACCCUGUCUGAUGUUGUAAAUUUGGAAGUUCCGGACCAUGAUUUAGAGCCACCAAAGUUUAGUCGUCGGGCUUUAGAGCGCCUUUUGAGCGAUUGGGCUGCUGUCAGAGCUAUGAUCAUGACAGGCCACAAGGAAGAGACUCCUCCUACAGCUGCAUCCACAGAUGAGAUCCACUUCAUGCAGUUCCAAGGCCAUACUACACAUCUGGAUAAAUUCACCUACUGUUUGCUAGUCAAAUUAGCAACCCAGGUAGGCAAGGCUGAGCAUCGUAACUUGAAACUGAAGCAGCUUAUUAAUAGUGAUGACGAAGAAAGAAAAAUGAUUGCAGACACGAUGGUUACUGCCUUGAUCAACACGUUGAUAAGGGAACUCCAUAACGAUAGCAUUCCUGGGAGAAAGCAAGAGGCAGAAAAGGUGGCUAGGAGGUUUAUUGCUUCAGUGGUGCGAAUAUUUGUAAUUCUGGCCAUUGAGAUGAUGCCAAAUGUUGGAAAGAAGAAACCAGGCAGUUCUUAUACUCAGCCACUGGCAAAGUGUAUUAAGGUCUUUGAAAGUGUCAUUCCUGUGGCCGUUACGGAACUUUGUGACGCUGCUGAUGCUCUAAUGUUGCCCGUGCGACUCAACUACGUGAAACCAACUGCUCCGUUUCCUCUUAGCUCCACUCACGUCGAUGCAAACCAUGGCUGCAAGGAAAUGUUUGAGGUUGAACCUUUGCAAAGACAACAUCAGAGGUCUGGCAGCAGCAGCUUAGACUUGCCGGCAUCUGCAAGUGUUGUCGAUGGUGAGAGCUCCAGCGUGAGUGGUGUCGGUUUGGUAGGUGGAAGUGGAGGCAGUGGGAGUGGCCCUGAUGGUGGUGGCAGUGCUGUAGGGGAAGAAGAGGAAACUAUUGAGGAUGAAGUUGCUUCGAACAUGUCUAGACCAGGUCCCACGUCUAAUCGGCAGAGGAGAGUUAGACCAGAUCACAUUCUUCCCCCACAAGGAGAUGAACAAGAAGGUGAAGGUGGCAGUGAAAGAGAUGAUGUAAACGAUCGUUCAGAACAGGAAGGAGAUGGUGGUGGUGAAGUUGAGGGUGGAGAGAGUGACAUGGAACUUGAUCUUUUAGCAGAAUCAGACAGUGACAGUGAUGACAAUCAGUCUGCUGUAGAUAAUGCCUCCAACCAGAGGUCAGUACAAACGGGUGCUACUGCAGGCAGCGAUGGUGAAGAUGACUCGGGAGAAUCAUCCCCAGGGGAGGAUGAGGACGACGAAAGUGAGGCAGCAGAGACCGAUGAAUUUGAUUCUGGGGAACUGUUCUCAGAUGAGCAGUUAGAGCGAAGGGUAAACACUUCUUCAACUUCACGCAACAUUGCUCCUCACAACUUGCAGUGGGCUGUGAGAAAUCCAAGAGACAGUACCUCGCGAUCUGGAGGGUCAGCUGGGGGACCUACCACUUCAGGAUCUUCAAACACAACUUCUAGUGGUCUAAUUUAUAUUGACCCAACCUCUCUGAGGCAUGGGCCAUCAUCCAGUUCGACUGUGACUCCAUCGUCACACGAACCAGUAAGCCUGGCAACUACCAACAAUACUCUUGCCAGAGCAUUUACUAUCAUUGUGCGGCAGAUGAGUUCACUACUUAGUCUAGCUUGUGAUGUUGUGAGAGAUGGAGGGUUAACCUCAAGAGCCACUGGUGGUAGUGGAGGUGUUCCAGGAAGCAGUGGCGGUAUCAACACAACCAGCCAGAUGUAUCUGACACCAACCAUAAUAGCUGCGUUGCUUAAACAGGUGGAUGCCCGACUUCAGCCGACCUGGGAUUGGCUUUUGAGUCUAAUGGACUCCACAGAGUCCCAGUUAAGGUUUGGUAGAGAAUUGAACCAACUCAUUGAAGGCAGCGGGGGCAUUGGUUCAACAUCAUCAACAUCCCCACCUUCUGGAAACCUACCUCGCCCCAGAGACCGAAGCGCUGGACGUACAGGUGUGCCAUUUAUUCGUGAUACUCUGGCAGGGCCGUUGUCAAGGUACCAGAGCGCUCGCAGAGGUGCAAGAGCAGCUACGUCUACGGCCGAUCCUCAGAGUGCUAGAAGAGACACUCUUUCAUAUGUGGUGUCACUCUUGCGAGCCCAUAAAAAUGAACACUGUGAUACAUUGCCAGAUAUUGAUGUUGGCUCUCUUAAGCAUAUAGCAUAUGUAUUCGAUGCACUUAUCAGUUAUAUCCGCUGCUGCGAGAGUGACAGUAAUGCUCACGUUGACUCGGGAGGAGCGGAAUGCACAGGGUUCUCGUGGGAACGUGAUGAGAAUGAAAAUGAGGAUGACAUAGAUGACUUGCCUUCCAUCACACCAUCAGCAGGUGACAGUGAAUCUGCAGACGAAGAUUCUAAUUUAUCCAAUUCAAGAGGGAGAAAGCAUGUGUUUUUCCAGAGAUCACAGUCAACACUCUGUUUGGGGUCCCAGAGUGCAGAUGUCUUCAGUACCCCGUUACAAGAAGCUUUACCUUUGGCAGAUAAGCCACAUCUUCUGCAACCCAAUGCCAGGAGAGAGGAACUCUUUGGCAUUCCCCGCACACAUACCUACAAUGCCAGCCAUGGUACAAGAACGCCAUUAGAUACCCCACUCUCUCGUCUGGGGGUGUUGGACAACUUGCAUAUGGUUGGCCCUUAUCCACCAAUUCCACAACAGUCAUAUGCACACAUGCUGGGUUCCACACGAACCUUGGACCCCCAGCCAACGGACUUAUCUGUAUAUACCUCUGGACCAGUUAGAGAUUUAAAAGACGAAGAUUUGAGUGAGGAUAGUGGCGAAACUUCUCAGGAAAGAGCUCCAAUCAUUGUUUCCCCAAGACGCACAGGGAGUAGUUUAAGUGGGGGCAUUGGUGAGCCUAGUAAUAGUGCCUUGUCCUCCUACUCCACUGACUCUGCGCCGACUCGUUCCAUCAAGAGUGUCAUUGUUCGAGUUGGGUCUUCUCCUGUAACUAGCCCAUUCAAGUCAGAGGUGGUGACGUCGUCAUCAUUAUCGUCUAGUUUAGCAUCAAUAUCUCCAACUCCAUCGUCGGCUUUGGGAGGACGUGGCGGAGCAGAUCUUUUAGUGGUACCUCUGGAUGGCAGAGCCAGUAGAAGUGAUAUGGGCUUGCAUGCUCCGCAUGACGUGUCAGCAAACGUUACCAUAGACACUACACAUGACCAAAUGAGGCCAGCUUUAUUGAGAAGUGGAGUGUCACAGGACUUGCUGUUAGGUCGCUGGAGAUUAACUCUGGAGCUUUUUGGAAGAGUAUUUAUUGAUGAUGUUGGAGCUGAGCCUGGUUCCAUCAUUGCCCAAUUGGGAGGUUUUCCUGUAAAAGAAGCCAAAUUUAGAAGAGAAAUGGAAAAAUUGAGGAACUGUCAGCAGCGUGAUUUAAAUCUUACCAAGGUAAAUAUAUAUAUAAACUGCCGUUACAGUAACACUUCUACAUACAUAUAAGACUUCUGUACUUCCAGCAACAGUUCAG